Lampris incognitus (smalleye Pacific opah) is the source of this 2162-nucleotide messenger RNA. RefSeq names its product zinc finger, HIT-type containing 2 (gene znhit2). The transcript has 2 exons. NCBI's taxonomy places the organism in Eukaryota, Metazoa, Chordata, Actinopteri, Lampriformes, Lampridae. The record is from RefSeq and is a predicted model, not a curated record. The coding region runs from base 211 to 2103 and encodes 630 amino acids.
GCUUUACGGCGACAGCCGACUCCUGUGCGUAUAUGGCAAUAAACAUGUUGGAUAACAUAUCAUCAUUGGAGAAAGCCGUUCGCAUGGAUUUGUUAAUUUCGAGGGAUAUCUUCACGAGUUUCUUAUAGGUUUCCGGUUACCUGACGUGACAGCCAACAAUUUUCACUCGUCUUUGAUACAACAUCCAGCCUCGGACUAUUUCCAUCGCCGAUGAAUCGACUACUCAGGCAAAGACUACCUCUGUCUGUGAGGAAUCUUCUAACAGACAUUGGUCCUAAAGAUGACCACUGUACAGAAUGGACUGAAACGGAACCUGGGACUGUAACCAAAGAUGGGAUUGUUCUCCCUUCCAUAGAAACUGUCAGCCAAGAAGAAUUUCUCACACCAGCCAGAACACAGAGCAAGGAUGAUACCUCAAAUGGCGAAAAUGACCUUAAAUGUAACCCUGUGUGUGGGGUGUGCCAUUCUAAACCCUCCUGCUAUACGUGCCCUCGCUGUAACAUACCCUACUGUUGUUUGGCAUGCUAUCGUAGUUCAGAUCAUAACGUGUGCUCUGAGGAGUUCUACAGGGAAUCCGUUUUACAAGAACUAAGCGACAUGGGAAAAACAGAGGAUGAGGGGAGAAAAAAGAUGCACGAUAUUCUGUUGAGAUUAAGACAAAAGGCAGCUAGCACAGAGGGGGGUAUGGGAGGUGUUUUAAGGGAAGUGGGUAUCCAGUCAGAUGGGGACAAGCAGGGGGAAGAAGAGACAAAGGAGGGCGCACAGGCUUUGGGGCUCCUCUCCAGGUUAGUUGAGCUUCAGCAGUCAGGGGAAGGAAGCAUGUCAGAGAUUAAAGGUAUCUUGAGACAACUCAAAAAUAUCGGGAGAGGAGAGGUGGAAGGUGGGGAGAACCUCACUGUAGCUAGUGUUGGAGACUUGGAUGAUGGAGUUGAAAGUGAUGAGAAUGAGCUGGACUUGGCUGAUAGACUUUCAGGGCUGGAUAUUGAUGUACUGUCUGAAGACGAGCUAUGGGAACUUCUGAACAGCCAGGAGAAAGAGAAGUUUAUGAAUUUGAUCAGAGGUGGUGCUUUUGGUGGACUGGUUCCUCUGUGGAGCCCUUGGUGGGAGAUGCAUGAGGAUGGAGGGAGGGCACUAGUGGAAGUACUAGAGGAGGAAGUCAACAAGCGGAGGGGUGGUGAUCUAGUGGCAGUAGAAGUGGUCAACUCUGAAGAGAUGAGAGUAACAUUAGGAGCAGGACAGAAAGGGAGUGUACAAGAGGAAGACACAUUAUCUAGAAGUGCUAAAACUCUUUCCAAUGAACAGAAAGUUGAUUGUGCCAAAGCAAAGGAAUCACUGAAAAUAGAUCAGACUCAGGAGCUGUCAGCCACAAAAUUGAGACAACAGAGAGAGGGAAACAGAAAAGAAACGAGUAAGGUCCAGAAUUCAGUUUUAGUAGUUUCCAGAAUGCCCCAAUUAUCUGCUAAAAUUCCAAAAUUGAGUUCCUUGACUGCCAAUCCAUCUCCUCUUGUAUGCUAUGGUUUGGUCAAUGCACUUUUUGGAUACACCUUCACUGUAAGCUUUUUCAAUGGUGACACUGACUCAUUGACCCAUGAGUUUUGUGACAUGGUCCUAGCUGUGUCCGAGGCCUUAAGCUCAAGCAGAGUAUUCAGCUCUCUUGAAGAGGCCCUAGAGUGUGGAGAGACUGCCAUUUCUGCAGGUGGUUAUUUUGACAGGGAUGACCCCUCUGCUUCAUCCAGAGCUAUCAUGGCUGUUGCUCACAUCAUGAGUGGCAGAAGUAGGCAGGAUGCAGUAGGAUAUUGCUUGGCAGCUUUGAGUCACCUCCGCUCAGCGUUUUCUAAGGCCAGAGCAGCCCUGCCAAAAGGAGGACAGCAAGAUGGAAAGAGACAGAAACAGUUCCUGGCAAGAAAGAAGUGUGAAUUCUUCCAGGCUUGGGUGUCUGACAAUGCCAAUCAGACACGAAGACUAGCCAUAAGGCUUUGGAAUGAGCACAGUUCUAGGAAGAUUGAAAGGAGUAUCUUGGAGAAGGAGAAGCAAAUGGUUGAGGAGAGCUGGAAGAGAGGAAAGAGGAAGGGAAAUUGUAUGUUGAUUGAGGAAUUGAGCUGACUUGUCUUUUUUAGAAAUUGAUGCUUGGUUUUUAUGAAUGACAAUGCAAUAAAUGUUUA